GCGUUCAGUGAGCUGACGACAUUCAACCAGAACGGUGUGUAUACAUCAACAAACACUGAGUGCGACUUGUAUUGCUUUUGCAUAUAUCUUUUGAUUUUAUUGAUCAUCAUUGAGUGAAGAGGGACAGAGUGUUCUUUCAUCAAUCAGUUUCGUUUUUUUUCAUUUCUUCACUCACAUCGAAUUUUGUUCUCUUCAAACAAGUGUUGUUAUCCGUGUGAUUUGCUUCUUUUGCAUUGAAUCGUUGAAAAAUUUUUGGUUUUAACCAAGAGAAGAAGAAGAAGAAAAAAAACGAAAGAAAGAUAAUGAAUCGAAAUUGAUGAGAAUUUUGCAUCAGAAUUUGUGAAAUAAUGGAUUAUCGAAAACAAGUUUAUUAUAAACGGGAAUAUCAGUUAUCAAGUUAGUGAGUUCAAACGUUGAGACAAAAGAAGAGAAGAAACCUGAGUGGUUGACAUAAUCGGUGUGCAAUCUAAAGGCAACAAAGAUAUAAAAAUACACUCCGAACGAAAGAAAAAGAGAAAAUAAAACAAGAAGAAAAAAGAUCAUUCGCUUUUGAAUGCAGACGAAUGAAUUAGGAAUCAAGCGAGUUCUUUGUGUGUGAUUAAGAAAUAAAAAGCAAAAAGGAACGACAAUCAAACAGGAACACAAACAAUAAAUAAAAAAACAAAAAUAAAAACGAAAAAGAUUCACCAGAGCCGAAGGAAUAAAAAUAUUCUUUAAUAAAAACGCUUAUUCACGCACACACACACACACUCGCUCGCUUGCUCGUAAGCAUACAUAAAUAAAAACACACUCCGACUCAAAAAUGCCGUGCUCAGCAGUUACACUAUCACUAGCCACAAUAGCAGCGAUUGUUUCCGUUGCGUUGCUGUCGAUCGCUUUCUCAACGGACAAUUGGCUUAGCUACGAAGUCAAAAGGAAUAACAUACAGAAUUAUGCGGCCAAACACCCGGACUCUCAAGCAUUGUUGGAUAGUGUAAACAACAAAUACUAUUACUACACUCGGACCCGUGGUUUGUUUAGAAUCUGCUAUCCAAAGGAGAGACCACCAGCGUCGGCCGUUGAAAUUUAUUUGUCGCCCGUUGAGACGCAUUGUUCAAACGUUGAUUACUUCCCCGACUUGGAUGACGAAAAAACAUUGCAGCCAAACGAUGAUGCCAUCACUCGUCUUCAUCUUGCACGUUCCUGCGUCGCUCUAUUCAUUUUGAGUUUUGUAUCGGUGUUCUGUGCCUUCUGGACUGGUUUAUCGGGAUGUUGGCGUCGAUCGGCUGGAGCCAUCACAGCUACUGCAAUUUUGAUGUUGUUGACAUGCUUAUUGGCUGCUGGUGCGAUGGGAUUGUGGCAUACCGUUGAAUUCUUCGAAAAGGAAAAGGUCGUCGGCGAGGAGUUCUACCAACAAUGGACAAAUGUUUUGCGUGACAACACACGUAUCUCCUACGAUUGGUCGUAUGUUUUGGCUUGGGCUGGCGUUGCAUCCAGCUUAAUUGCUGCCAUUCUCUUGUCUGGUGCUGCUGUCUGCUUGCGCAGCGAACGUGAAAAGGAAGAGCAAUUGAACUUGCAGUAUUUGAUGCCAGUUUAUCCACAAAAGCAACCACCAUACGCUUACGGCGGCUACCCACAGAUGUAUCCAGUUCACCCAUACCAUGGUUCUCAGUAUGGUCCGUACAAUUACUAAGCGAUUGAAAGAGACAGAGACAACCGAAUGAUUCCGGCGGAUUCAAAGAUAGGUCAAACAACGUGGACGACAUUGACUCCAACGAAUCACACAAAACAUUGACAGAAGACAUCGGAUAAUAAAUAGGAGAACGACGAUACACAACUCGACGAAGCAAAUUUACUCAUCAUUUUUAGCCACUUGCGAAAAAUAUUUGUGAAGACGAAUUCAUUUUAAACGCGCAUAUAUUUUAUUCGACGAUUAUAUAUUUUUUUAGACCAAGGAUAUGUUUAUCCGAUCGAGAAAUAGACGACGAUAACGAUGACGGUGACAAAUACAAUGAUAUAUAAUUUUUUUUUUCAGAUUUAGGACGAUAUAAAUGGAUUUAAUAGCGAGUACAUUUAAAUAUACAUUUAUGCAUCAAAUCGAGAGACAAAAACAAUAAACAAUACGAAAUUUCAGAGAUAGUUUCAUCCUGCGCGUGCUAUAUGUAAGGCAAAGUAAGAAACAAUAAUUUAGACUUAUGAAAUAGUAAAAAAAAAAAGCAGUAACAUUGAACGAGAGAGAAAAAGAACAAUAUUUGUCAUACUAUGGUUUAAUUAAAAUUGUACUUACUUUAGAUUAUCUUUGAUCGAAAAGUCAGUAAACACAUAGAUUUAUAUUUAUUAUCAUGUAAAAGAGCUCCAUUUGAAAUAAAGAAAUUAAAAUCCAA
This is a messenger RNA of Sitodiplosis mosellana (orange wheat blossom midge), 2363 nucleotides long. Its product is annotated as transmembrane protein 235. Gene Ontology annotation, cellular component: membrane. NCBI's taxonomy places the organism in Eukaryota, Metazoa, Arthropoda, Insecta, Diptera, Cecidomyiidae. Bases 803 to 1672 code for a protein of 289 amino acids. The transcript has 6 exons. The record is from RefSeq and is a predicted model, not a curated record.